AUGACUAUCACAGUCCACCAUCUACAAGUCUCACAGAGCGAACGUAUAGUUUGGCUAUGCGAAGAACUCGGCCUCGACUAUAAUCUGCAACUAUACAAGCGCAGCCCCAUCUUCUCACCACCUGAGAUUAAAGCUCUCAAUCCUCUGGGAGCGGCGCCAAUCCUCGAUGAUGACAGCUUUGGCACACCGAUCCGGCUCUCAGAAAGUGCUGCCAUAGUUGAGUGGAUCGUCCAAAAACACGGGAACGGCAAAUUGUUCCUCGAUAAAUCCCACAAGGACUAUGCAGACUUUCUAUACUGGUGGCAUGCAUCCAACGGCACAAUUCAGCCUGCGGUGAGCCGGGUCCUGGCAGUUAGUAGUGCAGCGAGGGGAGAUCCGAACAAUCCAACUCUUUCCAACUACGUGAACCGGUUGAAGAUACUGUUCGAUCAUGUUAACGAGCGGCUGUUGAAGGUACCUCACCUGGCUGGUGAGGAGUUUACCGCUGCGGAUAUCAUGACUGUCUUUAGCUUUACCACGAUGAGGGUGUUCUACCCAGUUCCGUUGGAGGGCUAUGACGGGAUAUUGCGGUGGUUGCAGAGGUGCACCGAUAGGGCAGCUUAUAAGAGAGCGCUUGAGAAGUCAGAUCCAGAAAUGAAGCCACAAAUUCGAGCAGAGGCACCAGAAUUGUUUCCACCUAUUAAAGCUAUGAGAGGUUGA
Molecule: messenger RNA, 699 nt
Organism: Lithohypha guttulata
Lineage: Eukaryota; Fungi; Ascomycota; Eurotiomycetes; Chaetothyriales; Trichomeriaceae
Exons: 1
Coding region: 1-699 (232 amino acids)
Source: RefSeq, a predicted model, not a curated record